This is a messenger RNA of Carcharodon carcharias (great white shark), 3155 nucleotides long. Its product is annotated as echinoderm microtubule-associated protein-like 1. Bases 125 to 2143 code for a protein of 672 amino acids. Lineage: Eukaryota; Metazoa; Chordata; Chondrichthyes; Lamniformes; Lamnidae. The transcript is spliced from 18 exons. Gene Ontology annotation, molecular function: microtubule binding. Gene Ontology annotation, cellular component: mitotic spindle. The record is from RefSeq and is a predicted model, not a curated record. Gene Ontology annotation, biological process: microtubule cytoskeleton organization.
GUUGAUUCGGCUCCCUGUAUAUAGCAGCUUGACUGCUCUGCAGGGAAGUAUUCUGAAGACUUCACUCUUGGGAACCAGUAUCCAAAGUUGUAGUUACUGGCAAACGCUUGACCACUUCCCCAAGAUGAGGAAAGCCGCCUUCAAUAAACAGAAAGACUCCGUCUUCAGUGCAGAGGAGGGCUAUGUCAAGAUGUACCUGCGUGGUCGCCCUAUCAUCAUGUACAUGCCGCAGGCACUGACUGGAAGCUACAAGUUACAAGCCGCUGCGGAACUGCCAGCCCACAAGCUGAAGAUGGAAUGGGUGUAUCCUCCAAUAAUGUCAACAAAUUUGCUUUGUUUUUUGAUUGGAGACAUGUUUUCAGUGUGUCCCGGGACUCGCUCUAACACUGCAUGGAACGAACUGGGCUCCCUUCACUAUGACUCUAUCCUUUACUCAGCUCUGGAAGCUUUCAGUCUGGACCCAGUGUUGUUAUCGAAAAGCGAACACGAUGACUCAUCCCUCUCUCUUCCUAAUCUCUUUCUCAGCCUUGCAGUACAUCCUGAUAAGGUCACCAUGGCGACAGGGCAGGUGGCAGGAACCACAAAAGAUGGAAAGCAACUUACACCUCACGUCCGUGUGUGGGACUCUGUGAGUCUGAACACCCUGCACGUUAUUGGAUCUGGGGUCUUCGAUAGAGGUGUAUCUUGUGUAUCCUUCUCCAAGUCUAAUGGAGGGGCUCACCUGUGCGCAGUGGAUGAUUCCAAUGAACACGUCCUGUCUGUGUGGGACUGGCAGAAAGAGCAAAGACUGGCUGACGUGAAGUGCUCCAACGAGUCAGUGCUGGCAGCAAGUUUCCACCCGACUGAGGCCAACCUCAUCGUCACUUGCGGCAAAUCCAAUAUUUACUUCUGGACGAUGGAAAGCAGCACCCUCUCCAAGAAGCAGGGCAUCUUUGAGAAGCAAGAGAAGCCCAAGUACCUCCUAUGUCUGACCUUUUCCGAGAACGGGGAUGUGAUCACUGGUGACUCGAGUGGAAAUCUGAUCAUCUGGGGCAAAGGAACAAACCGGAUCAGGUCUGCGAUUCAGGGGGCUCAUGAAGGAGGCGUAUUCAGCCUCUGCGUGCUGACUGACGGUAUGCUAGUGUCAGGCGGAGGGAAGGAUCAUAAGGUCAUCCUGUGGGACAGACAGCACCACAAGGUCCAGGAAACAGAGAUCCCAGAGGCAUUUGGCCCAGUUCGAACGAUUGCAGAAGGAAAAGACAAUGGAUUAUUCAUCGGCACGACGAGGAACUGCAUCCUGCAAGGCACGCUGAGUGGGGGAUACUGCCCCAUCGUACAAGGUCACACUGAUGAGCUGUGGGGACUUGCCGCUGACCCAAGUGAGGACCGGUUUGUGACGUGUGGACAAGACAAACUGAUUCAUUACUGGGAUCCCAGCUCACACCAGCCUGUCUGGAGUAAGACUCUUGAUGAUCCAGCUCUGUCGGUUGGUAUCCAUCCCAGUGGAUCUGUUAUCGCUGUGGGAAUGCACUCUGCAAGGUGGAUGGUUUUUGAUGCAGAAACCAAGGAUCCCAUUACUGUGCACACAGAUGGUAAUGAGAAGCUCUCAGUGAUGCGCUAUUCCCCAGAUGGCAAUUUUCUGGCAAUUGGAUCACACGACAACUAUGUUUACAUCUACACAGUGGCAGAGAAUGGCAGGAAGUACAGUCGAGUGGGGCGAUGCUCAGGGCACUCCAGUUUUGUAACACAUCUGGACUGGUCAACUGACAGCCACUACAUAGUCACGAACUCUGGAGAUUAUGAAGUCCUCUACUGGACUCCUAACUGUAAACAGGUGACCAGCGCUGACGUAGUGCGGGAUUUGGAGUGGGCGACAUCUACCUGUGUGCUCUCGUUCCAGGUGUUUGGUGUUUGGCCAGAGGGAGCUGAUGGAACGGAUAUAAAUGCCAUUUGCAGGUCAUCUGAUGACAGACUUGUUUGCACAGCAGACGAUUUUGGAAAAGUGAAUUUGUUUUUAUAUCCAUGCUCGAACCCUCGGGCGCCAAGUCACAAGUACAGUGGCCACAGCAGUCACGUGACCAACGUUGCCUUUCUCCAUGACAGCACCCGUCUGAUCUCCAUUGGCGGGAAGGACAUGAGUGUCAUUCAGUGGAGCGUCGUCUAGGUUACCGCACUUUAUCCAGUGAUAUGUCCCAGCCGUGUGGGUUGGGAGGUGCUAGGGCACUGCAUAGCAUGAUUCCAUUCCUGGGUGCCCCAUUAGUCACCAAUGUUUCCUGAAUCAUCUAAUUUUUUUUUUUUAGCUCGAGAGGGUUGGGGCUCUUGUCCCCUUGCCCUGCGCCCUCAGCGCCUGCACUAUGUGACACCCCCACCCCACCCCACCUUUUGGAACUGUCCUAGUUCAAUCCCAUUGCUCCAUAUAAUCAACAAUAAACUGCACAGUCUGUCUCUGCCUCUGCUCAAAAUCCCCCUUUCACUAAAGUCAUGCAUGUGGUAUAAACGGAUGAUUUAUAACGGCCCAGUGGGAAAUUGACUUCUGUUUUGAGCAGCAGGUUCACACAGGAGUCCUGUAAGGCCUCCUGAUCCUGGAGCUUGGGGCUGGAGCGGAUAGGAGGAGGCUUUGGGGUCCCUCUGCUUCAAUGUGGCUGCCCAAGGCUAGACUGAUAUAAUUUACUGUCGAUGGGCAAACCCAACACUGGCUUGUUUUAGGUGGGAGAUCAUUUAAAUAUGGACAUCAGGGUCCUAUGGUACUGUCGGCCUCAGAGAUUAGCAUCUUGGAGGGACAGGACAGGAUACCAUCCUGCGCUUAGAUGCUUAGAUCCACUCUCCCACAGGUUCAUUCCUGCUGCACUUGUACUAACAGGGCAGCCUGGUGCAAGUUUUGGAAGCCUAUGUGGGCUCACUUUCCAUUUCUCUGUAAAUAACUUGGCAAAGACUAAGGCUGUGGUCUCUUGUGACACCGCCGAUGCUGUUUGGCAGCUAUAUCCAACCUUUUAUAGCUAGGGAUUUUGGCCAUGGGGCCUGUGGUUUCCUGUGAAUCUUUACAGGCCAGGCCCCUACACUAGAAUCAUUGAGGAGCAAUUGGAGGUCACUUCUGAAGCAUUUUCAAUAUAUUUUGUAGCCACUUAACCUGGCAGUUAAGACCUUUACUUCUCUAAAAUUAAAAAUGUCAAAACUGA